Thunnus maccoyii (southern bluefin tuna) is the source of this 6679-nucleotide messenger RNA. It is a transcript of the gene ppp1r9a, whose product is annotated as protein phosphatase 1, regulatory subunit 9A. The record is from RefSeq and is a predicted model, not a curated record. Lineage: Eukaryota; Metazoa; Chordata; Actinopteri; Scombriformes; Scombridae. The transcript has 20 exons. Gene Ontology annotation, biological process: neuron projection development; calcium-mediated signaling; actin filament organization. Gene Ontology annotation, cellular component: dendrite; postsynaptic density; cytoplasm. Gene Ontology annotation, molecular function: actin filament binding. The coding region runs from base 639 to 4124 and encodes 1161 amino acids.
UGCUGUGUGCUGGUAUUUAUGCUAGACUGCAGCUCUCUGAAACCCCCUCCGCGCAGCGCAGAUUAUCGGACCAAACCAUUACUGCAGUUCAGGUUUUAACACCUGUCACAUGAGGCUUUUACAUUUGCAAAUCGCCGGCUAUCACUACAGAUAAGUAUGCUUACUUUACUAUACCGCAGGAGUACACCGGACGCUGCCGCCCUGCAAAUGCAGCCACAGUGCAGCUCUCAGUGAGAUGAGCUGCCAAAUUGCACCGACACCCCUAUUGUGCGCCUGGCAGCAUCACGCACUGCCUGCAAUGGCGUUGUAGCGGCUCCAGUGUGUCCAAACGUUUCUAUAGCGGCGAUUCCGUCCCGGACUAUUUACAAGCGUGGGAGAGAAAUGUUAUUUUCGAAAGCUUUUGCAAGGAGAGCAUCGAUAUUUUCCACGAGUUUACCCGUUGGAUUACAGUUUAUUUAUAUCACGCGUCAAGCGAAGCUGAAGCCAUGAAUGUGUGAACGGGCUUGAAGGAACUAUAUAACUACAUCAGCUGGAUCAGAUUAGACAUCACUGCAGUAGGUCAAGCUAGACUCCUCACUCCCACAUUCUAAUGAGGCCACGGCGAUGCUGACAUCCCCUCUGAAUCCAAAGACAUCAUCAUGCUGAAGACGGAGGCCUCGGGGGAGAGGACCAGCCUCCGGAGUGCCUCCCCCCACCGUAAUGCCUACCGGGCUGAGUUUCAGGCACUCAAGAAGGCCUUUGACCAGCCUCGGAUUGAUGGAGACUCUAAGCCCAAAGACCUCGAACGGGUGAAGCAACCGAGGGGGCGCCAGUAUGGCAGCCAUGUCAGCCGCAUCAAGGACAUGUUCAUGCAGAUGGGCACAGAAAAUGCAACAGCGAAGACAAGGGGUCGAGAUGAAUCCUCGCCACAGAAGAUGGUCAAGCCGACCAACUUCAUCAACAAGGCUGACGGAUCUGUGAUAAAACUCCAGCAUUCCUCAUCAACCGAAAGGGUUGGAGGUGCUGGAGCAAAGUUCUCUGAAACCAGGAAGCUGUUUGAACAGCAGUCACGUGACCAGUCCCAAUCACCAGUCUUUCCCUACGGACGUGAUAAAAGGGGUUCCCAUGAGCACCUCGAUGAUUGGCGAGGUUCGAGGUCCAAUCGAGGCAGCACAGACUCAUUGGACUCACUUUGCUCCAGAACAGAGGCGUCCUCGCCGACUGUUAGUCAACUCAGUGCUGUUUUUGAAAAUGCUGACCAACACAACCAGGGUGUGCCCCACAGAGGAGUCAGCAGACGGGCCUUGUACUCACCAGACGGAUUCCACCGCCAGGGAGGUGAUGUCAGUGAGGAUGAUUCACGACAAUCUCCAGUUCAGGGAACCUAUCGGAGCAGGAUAGGGGGAAAGCUGCCCACAUCUUCAUCCUCUGAGGACCUCCUGAGUCCCAGUCCUGGGGCAGAGACCACAGAGUUGAAACCAGUUCCACAACAGGGGGAAACCCAAGACAAACCUGGUGAAACUGCAGGCGGAGACAGACGGCAACUCUCUGGCACCACCACUAAUGGAAGCCAGGUCAAUGGAUCCUGUGAAGAAGAGGAGAAACCCUCAGAAACAAAAAAAUAUAUUGAGGAUCUAAUGGUGUCCAAGGCUUCUAAGUCUAGAGAUGAUGAUGUGAUUACCAACAAAGCUUUUGAGGACACCACCCCUGAGCCUCUGCUGACCCCAACCACACCAGAUGGGGAGAGCCAGGAGGACGGGGAUGCUACAAAGGAAGAGAAACCCUCUGCAUCUCCCAAGGACCAGGUGGAUGAAGCUGAUGAGGAAUACACUGGGAAUGAGCGAGUGAUUUUUAAUGCAGACGGGGACGCCUGUUACCAAGGUUGGGGGGAAAGCUGCACAGAUCCUGAGGAUGACCUCUACGGAGAUGACGAAGAUAUUGUCUAUGACCCGGGCUCUGAUCUGACAGAGAUUCCUGGUCUGCCAGAAGAAAACAAAGACGACAUCCCUACAAAGAGGAAGAUUCGCUUCAGCACUGCUCCGAUUAUAGUGUUCAACACCUAUUCCAACGAGGACUAUGACCGUCGUAAUGAGGAGGUGGAUCCCGUGGCCUCCUCCGCAGAGUACGAGCUGGAGAAGAGGGUGGAGAAACUGGAGCUGUUCCCUGUGGAGCUGGAGAAAGAUGAAGACGGACUGGGGAUCAGUAUCAUCGGGAUGGGUGUUGGUGCUGAUGCGGGCCUGGAGAAACUGGGCAUCUUUGUCAAGACCGUCAUCGAGGGCGGAGCUGCCGAGAGAGACGGCAGGAUCAAGGUGAAUGACCAGAUCGUGGAGGUUGAUGGGACCAGUCUGGUGGGCGUCACACAGAGUUUUGCCGCCUCAGUCCUCAGGAACACAUCAGGAGUAGUCCGGUUUGUGAUUGGCCGAGAACGUCCGGGUCAGCAGAGCGAGGUGGCCACGCUCAUCCAGCAGACCCUGGAGCAGGAGAGGAGACAGAGAGAGCUGCUCGAGCAGCAGUACGCCCAAUACGACGCCGAUGAUGACGAGCAAACAGGGGAGUACGCCACGGAUGAUGAGGAGACGGGGACGACGGUGGCAGGUGGCGAGAAGAGCAUCGAGGUGUUCGACCUUCCAGAGACAGAGGACAUCCUGUCUCCAUCGGAGCUAGACGCCACCAAACUCUACCAGAAGUUCAGAGAGCUUCAGAUCAAACACACAGUGACCGAGGCCGAGAUCCAGAAGCUUAAAAACAAGUUGGCAUCAGUGGAGCGGGAGAAGCAGCGGUGGGAGAAGGAGAAGAGCCAGCUGAAGGCCAGCAUCGAGGAGAACAAGGAGAGGAUGUUGAAACUGGAGAGCUACUGGAUCGAGGCUCAGACACUCUGCCACACGGUUAACGAACACCUCAAGGAAGCCCAGGCCCAGUACCAGGCUUUAGAGAAAAAGUACAACAAAGCCAAGAAACUCAUCAAAGACUUCCAGCAGAAAGAGGUGGAGUUUAUCCAGAAGGAGGAUGCAGAGAGGAGGCGACUGGAGGAGGCUGAGAAAGCUCACCUGGCUGAGAUCCAAGGACUGCAAGUCAGGAUUGCAGCAUUAGAGUCUGAGCUAAUGCAGCUGAUGAAGCAGAACGGCAUCCAGGUCAACAACAACAACAGCAACAGUGCUGAGAGGCUCAGCGCUCAGCAGCACAACCCCAACAAGGCUGCAGCACAAGCCAGAGACCUGAGGGAGGGCUCUCCCCACUCACCCAGCAAAAAGAAGGGCUUUAGAGGAGUCGCCCGAGACAGCAUCAGCUCCGUAGAAGGAGAGGUCUCAGAGGGACACGGCAGUCCAGCCCACAGUCGUUCUGGUUCGAUUCGUAGUGUGGCCUCCUCUGAUGGAGGGGCGGUGGUCCUCAAGGCCCCGGGCAGCGCAGAGAGCUCCCCUAGAAGAACACCGCGCCUGUCAUCUACUGUGGGAGCGCACCAGGACGAUCCUGCAAUGUCAAGCCCCUCACACAGUCUGGACGAGCUCAGUCAAACUCUUGACCCUGGGUCGUCUUUAAGGAAAACCAAAGUGGGUGAGAAAGAUCCCAGAGCCUCACCUGGAAACAGCUCCACUGAGCCAUCAGCAGAGGACAGUCCAGAGAAUCUCAAGGCCAAGGGACCCGCUUUGAACGAUGAUCUGAGUGCCAGCAGCAACAGCUCAGUGGAGAUCAGCGGCCUGCUGAGCGAAGCCAAGAUGUCAGGACGCUCACACACCCUGGCGCUCUCUUCAGAUGAGAGUCUGGAUAUGAUAGAUGAUGAGAUCCUAGAUGAGGGACAGUUUUCGAAGCAGUAUCAGUGGCAGAACCGCAUCAUCACAGAAUGGACCUCCCAGCAAGUGGCCCGCUGGCUUAUGGGCCUCAACUUAGAACAUCAUAUCCCAGAAUUCACUGCCAAAAAUAUAGAUGGAGAACAGCUGCUACAACUGGAUAGUGCUGAGCUCAAGGCCCUUGGAGUCACUUCUUCCCAGGACCGGGCCCUGAUCAAGAAAAAGAUCAAAGACCUGAAAGUUCUGAUGGAGAAGGCCAAGAGGAACCGCGAGAAAGUGGAGAAACAGCGCGAGAAGCUAAGAAAGAGAGAGCUGGAGCAGCAGCAGAAAGAGGCGCGCAAAGAAAGCGCGGCAGAGUGAAGUGAAUCCUUAGAUCACCUCCCGCUUUACUGUAGCACCUCACCAAGUAGCAUCUCAAAGAACAGAACGUCAGUAGGCCCCACAAACGAACCCUGUGGGACGCCUACUCAGUAGUUCACUAGUUCUCAGUGGUGGAGCUCCACAUGUAACUGUUGGAGAGUGUUGAGUGACUUCUUCACCAUGCAAAUUAAACCAAAAUGAGCAGUUGGCUAAUAGGAUGCUGCCCCUUCAUUUGCCUCAUUUUACACCGAUCCUGUGUUUUUAGCCAUGUAAGAAUUUACUCGGUUUUAUUUAUUUUGCUGUUUAUUGCUGUAAAUUGGGUUUAUUUAUUCAUCUCCAGAGUAAGUCUGUGAAACCUUCAUCUCGUCCUCAUCCCAUAUCAUCUCCAGAGCUGUCUGUGUUACCCAUCACAGCACCUUUAGACAUAACAACUGUGUACAAUGUUAAAUACAGAUACAAAUAUGUCUAAUGUGCCAUUUUAAUAGACUUACUGUAUGUAUAUCCUGUUCAGAUACAUAGAUCACUGGAAUCUCUCUAUUGCUUUGAUGAAGCAUAUACAGGUCGGGCCUGUGUGGUGGAAUAUAUGAGGCAGUACUCGUGUCACACCACUGGGUGUCCCCAUGCUGCUUACUUACACUACUGAAGAGGGCAACACUGGAACUUUCCAACAGGAACUGAAGUGGGAACCAACUUUCUUUGGGAGAAACAUGCUCUCUCUUGACUUGCAAGAACACUGGAAGUGCAAACACUGUAAAUUUAACCUCUGCACUGGCUUGUCCAAUGCUCCUUACAGAAUACAUGUACCACACUAAAGCAGUUCUCAAAACAACAGAUGACAAGGACACACUGUACUCAUUGGACUGGUUCUAAUGGAGACUUCAGGUACAUUGUAAUCAUGAAAUUUGUAACUUACCAAACCCAUACCACAAAAACAAGCAAACAAACAAAAAAAGAUAAAAUGAAACUUCCUGCUUAUAUGCAUAAUGUUGCUUUGAAUCCGCUUGUAACCUGCUUUUGACCUCUUUUUAUAUUCUCUCUCAAUAACAAAGUAAUACCCAGCCACUGCCUUUAGAAAUUCUAGAGAAGUAGAAUUUUUCCGAAAUCUAUCCGCUUCUGUGUGACUGUCGAAACAAAUACAGUAGAUUAAACAUUUGUUUGUGUUUUUUUCAGAAAAAUCACAGGUAAAAGUUCACCAUGAAAAUUACUCCAGAAUACUUUGAAUAAUAUGUAGGAGAGUUGCCAUAUAGAUGGUUUAUCUUUGUGAUCAGGUAGACAGAAGAAUGCAGAGGACACAUACUGAUAUUUUGAUGUUACACUGGAAAUUGCACCAGAUACAUGCAAUGUCAUUUUUUCUUAUGAAACCAGUUUAGUAAGACUCAAAUUAUUUUGAUUUACAUGUUAGAUAAAAAAUGAUUUUGACUUAUGUACUUUAUGCAAACAGUUAUUCUUGUUUUAGGAUUAUGAAGCUCACUGAGAGACAUGUUCCCUGUGUUACUUCUUUAUCAUUCCCAAGUAUCAUUCUGUAGGUUUACAAUAAAUAAUAGAGACAGCGGUGUCACCGUGAUAGAAAUGAAGGCAGCUCUGGUUAUGAUCUCCUUUUGUCUUAAGGACCCUGCCUGGUGUACUGUUAACAGGUUAAGAACAAGAAUAAGGUUACAGAUGUGUUCAUUGUGACUUGAUACCUCCAUGGAAUGCCACAGGUAUCGAUCUGAUAUUGAUCUGUUAUUGUUAUUAUUUAUUUAUUUCUGUAUUUAAUGAAGCAACUGACUAUUGUUUAUGAUAACAUACGCAAAAUAAGAGUAUUAUUAACACCUAAUGAUGAUUUAUCCAGAAUUGUAUGAUUACUUUCUUUUGCCAAAACCUAAUUAAAACUGUUAAUUAAAAGUGAUUUAUAUUCAAGUAAACUGUGAAGGAUUUAAGGCUUGGAAAUGCAAAGCAAGAAGAAAACACAUACUCCCAUUGUGCUUGUGGUUUUAGCCUUCCUCUUAUACAACCAUAGUGCUGCUCCAGUGCUACUCCAAUAAACUGGUCAUGAUGUGUUCUUACGAAAUAUUUUUUAACACUUGAACCUUUCUGUGAAUACCCCCACCCUGUCAAGUCAGUCAGCAGACUGCACUCUUUUGACUCUUUUUGUAUGUAUAGUAAAACACUGAGAGCAAUAUGCUGUAAGAAUCCUAAAGAAGCCUUGUUUUCUAUUGUGUCAGUGUGUGUGUGUGUGUGCGCACAGUAAUUGGAGGGCUGAAGAGGCUCAAAGGUCUGACCUGAGCCGAAAUGUGAUUUCAGAUCUUUUCUAUGCGCUUGACUGAGCUUACCUGGCAUGAUGAAACCAACGUACGGAUGAGACCCUGGUGCUCCUGGCAGGCAAAAACACAAGCGUUUGAGUCAUGUCAGGAAGGGGCUCACUGGACGUUUGUCUUUCAUGUAUGAAGAGAGCAAAAAGAUAAUCACCACACAAACUGCUAGCCAUGCUUUCACUCUUUUAAGAGCUGUGCUUAUUUUCCUCCUCCUAUUUUGUCAUUACCUUUGCUCUCUUUUUCGCAUUCUGAAAAGUUUGA